UAAGCGCCCAGCGAUUCAAAAGUGUUUUGCUUGCUUAAGUGCGCGGUACUACCCAAAAUUCUAAUUCAAGUUCUUAAAUACUACUUAACAUUUAAUUUUCUUCAAAAUGAGAAUCCUUGCGGAGAACCAUAUCCAUCUUCUGGACCCUUCGGAACUGAUGCGCCCUGAGCCCACAUUUGCCGACAAGAAUCCCUCCAAAUUCCGGGACUACAGUGUGGACACCAACGAUCCCCUAAAGGAACGUGUGCGUCAGACCUAUCGCCAGAUGCACUUGAACCAGACCGUGGACUUUGUCAAGGGUCGCCGCGAUCGCUGGCUGAAGUUCAACACGAUUAAGAUGACUGUGCGCGAGGCUCUGGAGAAGCUGAACGAUCUGGUGGACGAGUCCGAUCCCGACCUGGAUCUGCCCAACAUAAUCCACGCCUUCCAGGCCGCCGAACGGGCACGAGCCGAGUUCCCGGAGCACGAUUGGCUGCACCUGACGGCCCUCAUCCACGAUCUGGGCAAGAUCAUGGCCUUCUACGAUGAGCCCCAGUGGGCGGUGGUCGGAGACACCUUCGCCGUGGGCUGUCGAUGGGGCGACAGCAUUGUUUACCGGGAGGAGAGCUUCGAGGGAAAUCCCGACGGGGAUAAUCCCGCUUAUAACACCGAGUUGGGCAUUUACAAGCCCAACUGUGGUGUGGACAAUCUGCUGAUGUCCUGGGGACACGAUGAGUACAUGUAUUCUGUGCUGAAGCACAACAAGACUAAGCUGCCCCAUGUGGCAUGCAACAUCAUUCGCUUCCACUCGUUUUACCCGUGGCACAACGGCGGCGAUUAUAAGCACCUGGAGGCUCCCCAAGAUGCGGAGACCAAGAAGUGGGUGCUGAUCUUCAAUCGCUACGAUUUGUACACCAAGAGCGAGGUGGUUCCGGAUAUUGAGGCUUUGUGGCCUUAUUAUCAGACUUUGAUCGAUAAAUAUUUGCCAGGAGAGUUGGAGUUCUAAGCAAAUGUUUAAAGAUUUCCUAUUUUAUAGAUCUUAAUUUACCAGCAACCAUUAUUUUUUCAAGCGAUUUAACCCUAUUUCUUAGAUAACACAUAUACUUGUAAUAUAAUAUAAAACAUGUGUAAUACUGUAUAUCCAAUAUAAAAAUUAUGUACAAAUACUAAAAA
Drosophila elegans is the source of this 1152-nucleotide messenger RNA. Its product is annotated as inositol oxygenase. The transcript has 4 exons. Bases 107 to 985 code for a protein of 292 amino acids. The record is from RefSeq and is a predicted model, not a curated record. Gene Ontology annotation, molecular function: inositol oxygenase activity; iron ion binding. Gene Ontology annotation, cellular component: cytoplasm. Gene Ontology annotation, biological process: inositol catabolic process. NCBI's taxonomy places the organism in Eukaryota, Metazoa, Arthropoda, Insecta, Diptera, Drosophilidae.